Molecule: messenger RNA, 1645 nt
Organism: Salpingoeca rosetta
Lineage: Eukaryota; Choanoflagellata; Craspedida; Salpingoecidae
Exons: 8
Coding region: 184-1467 (427 amino acids)
Biological process (GO): translational initiation
Cellular component (GO): cytoplasm; eukaryotic translation initiation factor 3 complex
Molecular function (GO): translation initiation factor activity
Source: RefSeq, a predicted model, not a curated record
GAGCGUGUGGAGCGUGCACAGCGCGCGGCAAAGGCAGCCGCAGGCUCCAGCUUUGUGUUCGAACAUGAGACCACCAAGGACUUUACCCUCGUGGACACUGCCAAGCCCCAAACGACCCGUCGUCGCAUUCACCGCCGUCCACAGCGCCGUGUUGAGAAGAAGCCCACACCACAACAGCAGCCCAUGUCCCGCAACAAGAACAUCAUGCGCGAUCGUCAACGCCAGGAGCGUCAGCUUCGCGCCAAGUGGAACGCGGCCGCCAAGCGGCGUGGCGAGCGCUACCAACACCGCAGCCUGGGCCCCUCUACAGAGAUCAAGGCGCACUGGGACAUCAUUCGCGAGCUCGAGUUCUCCAAGCUGGCCAAGCCUUUCCUCGAGGUCGAGCCUCCGAAGGAUCUUCAUUUGGCGGGCGACGUCCACGUGUACAACCCUGGCCUCAACACCAUUCGCCCCAAGACCGCAAAGCGUCUUCACAUUCCCGCACGAUCAUCUCGCCACGUUGCUCUCACAACGUCUGCAGACCCCGUCAUGAAGACGUUUAUGGAAAAGGACGCCGCAUCCGUUUUUAUCACGGACGACAUUCUUGCUGCAAUCAUGGUUGCUGCCCGUUCGUUCUACUCCUGGGACGUGAUUGUGCACAAGGAGGGCGAGCGUCUCGUCUUUGACAAGCGCGAGAAGUCCCGCCUCGACUACUUGACUGUGAACGAGAACGGGCCCAACCCGCACUUCUCGACUGACCCGCGCCACCCGAACCACCAGCUCAACCUCAACCGCGAGGCCACCUUUGUCAACCAGCACUUCCAAGAGCAGUGCUGGUCUAAGGAGACGGUGUCCAUGGGCAACCCAGACCCCACCAACGCAGCGCGGCACAAGGUCGGCUACCGGUAUCGUCUCUGGGAUCUUGAGGACGACGUCACCAUGCUUGUUCGCUGCACGCACGACGCGCUCGUCAAGGGCAAGACCGCCAAGUACUUUGCCUCCCUCUGCUCCAUCAACGAGUGGUACCCUGACCUGCGCCAGAACGGCUGGCGAUCGCGGCUCGAGAGCCAGAAGGGCGCUGUGUGGGCUGCCGCGCUGAAGGACAACUCGUGCAAGAUCUCCCGCUGGGUUGUGCAGGCAAUGCUUGCUGGCAACAGGGAGCUGAAGAUGGGGUUCGUGUCGCGCGCAUCGCCCAACUCUGCGACCAAGCACGAGAUUCUGACGGUGCAGCCACAUGCCACGGCCAAGCUUGCCAAGCAGCUUGCCAUCAACAUGCAAAACGGCUGGGGCAUCGUCCGUUCGCUCGUUGAUCUCCUUCUUGACCAAGAGGACGGCGACUACCUCAUCUUCAAGGAUCCCCUCAAGGAGAUUCUCAAGAUCAUUGCCAUCCCCGAGAACGAUGAAGAAGAGCUUGAGGGCGAGGAAGGCGAUGAAGGCGAUGAAGAGGAGCAGGAAGAGGAUAUGCUCGAUGACGAGGAGUUUAUCUAAACUUCGCUCUCUAGCACCCCAUCUCCCACCACUCUUUUCCUCUCUUGCCCCCAUUCUGUCUGCAUCCACCGCGUUGCAACGCCACCUCCCAUCUUUCUCCAACUCUGCGUACACCAUCACGUGCUUUGCUUUGUUUCUGUUGAGCGGUACAUGUGUUGUAUAAACAGAAAUGACAGCA